Molecule: messenger RNA, 1351 nt
Organism: Alnus glutinosa
Lineage: Eukaryota; Viridiplantae; Streptophyta; Magnoliopsida; Fagales; Betulaceae
Product: deSI-like protein At4g17486
Exons: 4
Coding region: 318-1061 (247 amino acids)
Biological process (GO): protein deubiquitination
Molecular function (GO): deubiquitinase activity
Source: RefSeq, a predicted model, not a curated record
CGGUAGUUUGUCUGCUAUUUAGUGGCAGUGAAAAUAAAAAGACAAAGGGGAGAGGGAGAGAGAAAGAGAGGGAGAUUUGGCCUUGACUUCCCAAUUUUGGCUUUUUUUUCUUUUUUUCUUUUUCUUGUUGCGUCAGAAUUCAGGAAUGGGUGUCUUUGCUUGAGGAAAAGCAAGGCCUUUGGAAGAUCAUACUUGUGCUCUGAACCAUAGUGGUUGCAAUGCAAAAGAAGGUGGUUUUCUUGGGCUCUAAUGCCCGUGCUCUCUAAAUCUGUCGGAGACGGUCAUUGACUGAUUUCUAAUUUGACUAUUGAAGAAACAUGAAGAUUGGAUCAAAGAAAGGAUGGAAAUCCAUUAUGCCUCUUCGUUUGAAAAGCAAAUCAGCCACCCGUUUUUGUCUGUUUCCUAAGGUGAAGUCAACUAGCUAUGGUCCAGGCAAUGCACCAGUCCAUCUCAAUGUGUAUGACUUGACACCCAUGAAUGGCUAUGUUUAUUGGGCAGGCUUUGGUAUCUUUCACUCUGGUGUGGAAGUUCAUGGUGUAGAAUAUGCAUUCGGAGCACAUGACUACCCCACGAGUGGCGUGUUUGAGGUUGAACCUCGGCAGUGCCCAGGCUUCAAGUUCAGGAAGUCAAUAUUCAUUGGGACCACAUGCUUGGACCCUAUUCAGGUGAGAGAAUUCAUGGAGCGCGAGUCAGCAAGCUACAAUGGUGAUACAUAUCACUUAAUUGCCAAGAACUGCAACCAUUUCUGCAAGGACAUAUGUUACAUGCUGACAGGAAAACAAAUCCCAAAAUGGGUAAAUCGACUGGCAAAAAUAGGUUCAGUAUGCAACUGUGUCCUUCCCAAAGCCCUCAAGAUCUCUGCUGUAAGGCAUGAUCCUAGUUGCCAACUGUAUGAUAGUGAGAAGAAAAGGCUAAGAAGUGCCUUCAGUUGCCUGUCUUCUAUCUCCAUGCGGCAAAGGCAAUUGUCAACAUCUUCGAUGUUUCUACAAUCACCCUUGAAAGGCUGCUUACCGCCAUGGGAAUUGAGAAGGUCCAACAAUGGUUCCUUGAAAGAAAGGUGAGAAAUUGCUUCGGGGGUAUGUAAUUCUUGAAUGUUUUUGAUACAUUAACCGGCUUCACUAGCUUGCUAAGGGAAAUUUGUUUUGUUCGCAAAGCCCUUGAAGGCUUGCCGUCCCUUAAAUUUCUUCUGAAUUUUUAGUAAAGUUUGUGGGGGUGAUGCUUGUCAUUGUUGUAACGCUACUCUGCUGUCAAAACUACUGAGAAGAUACCAUUCAACUCUUCCUUGACACAGAAGAAACCGUAAAUAUAUCAAAGCAUUGCCCUCCUUUAGCGGGUACAUUGCAUUUCUUAA